Molecule: messenger RNA, 1034 nt
Organism: Esox lucius (northern pike)
Lineage: Eukaryota; Metazoa; Chordata; Actinopteri; Esociformes; Esocidae
Gene: mocs2
Product: molybdenum cofactor synthesis 2
Biological process (GO): Mo-molybdopterin cofactor biosynthetic process
Cellular component (GO): cytosol
Molecular function (GO): molybdopterin synthase activity
Source: RefSeq, marked provisional
AGGGAAGUAAAUACGCGUGUUGCCUACAGGUCGGAGAUCCAGAAGUAACAGCUGCCUACAUUCAUUUAUCAAUGUUGCGGAAACAAUUUCAUUCAUGAAUACCGAGGUGACAGUGUUGUACUUCGCAAAAAGUGCUGAGCUGACGGGAAUCAAAUCGGAGACGAUCAGGGUUCCCUCGGAACUGACGACACUCGACCUCUGGCUAGACCUUGUCAGCAGACACCCCAGACUGUCGACUGUGCGUGAAUCUGUAGUUUUGGCGGUGCGUCAGGAAUACGUGGCCGUUGGGGAACUGCGUGUUAGCUUGCGGGAAGGUGACGAGGUUGCUGUCAUUCCACCUCUUAGUGGAGGAUAACCAGAAUUAAUUCAGAGAUGGCUGAGAAGGACCCCACUGACCUGGUUGAAUUGACCCAUGACAAACUGUCUGUAGAGGCAGUAUCAGAAUUGGUCACCUGCCCAUCAUGUGGAGCCAUCUCCAUUUUCAUAGGGACAACAAGGGACAGUUUUGAGGAGAAGAAGGUAGUUCAGCUGGAGUAUGAAGCCUACGUCCCCAUGGCCCAAUCAGAACUCAAGAAGAUAUACGCAGACAUCAGGGCAAGAUGGCCGACUAUCAGGCACAUCUGUGUUCAUCAUCGACUAGGGGUGGUGCCAGUGACGGAUGCUAGUGUGAUCAUCGGGAUCUCGUCUCCUCACAGAAGGGAUUCUCUGGAAGCUGUGCAGUACUGUAUAGACAAGCUGAAAGCCACCGUGCCAAUAUGGAAGAAGGAGGUGUAUGAAGAGGAGUCCUGUUGGAAAGAGAACAUGGAGUGCCAGUGGACAGGACAAAGUUAAACUUUAACCUCAACCGGACGUUUUCUAAGACAUCUUCAGUGACACACACACAAAAUCAGUAUUUGAUGUUGCCCAUAACAAUUCAAAAAUAAAAGGCAUUUAUUUCUUUAUGUACGUAAAGAUUUAAUGAAAUUAAAUUCCCAAUCAACAUAUUUACAACACUUUUUAAAAUCAAAGCCAGUGAACAAUAAAUGUCAUUAUGC